AUGCCCUUCUCAAAACCCCUCCCCGAGUCAAUCAGCACCUUCCUCGAAAAAGCCACCUCCUCAACCCUCCCCUCCGUCCUCUCCUCAACCGCCCUCCUCCAAGCCCGCUCCCAACGCCUCCGCCGCACCGCCAUCGGAAUCGCCCUUGCAACCGGCGCACUCUACUACGCCAAGCGCCAACGCGACGCUUCCCGCUUUUCCAAAAUCGCUAACCUCCGUGAUGACUCCACCGCGAUCGUCGCGGUCAAAGGCGACUCCUCGAAAAUCAAAGUCGCCGUGGAUAAGAGAUUUUUCAGGCAACUGAAAUAUAUCUGGGCAAUCUGUGUACCCAACUGGAGGAGCAAGACCGUGGGGAUUUUGGUGUUGCAUACGGUGUUUUUGGUGCUGAGGACGUAUUUGAGUGUUGUCGGGGCGAGGUUGGAUGGACGGUUGGUGAGGGAUCUGGUGGCGGCGGAUGCGAGGAGUUUUGGGAAGGGGUUGGGCUAUUGGUUUGCGUUGGCUGUGCCCGCGACUUAUACCAAUAGUAUGAUCCGCUACCUGCAAUCCAAGUUCUCGAUCGCGCUCCGCACCAGCCUCACCCGCCACGUCCACGACGUGUACAUGGACAACAACACCUACUACAAAGCCAUCAACCUGGACAACCGCAUCGACGGCGCGGACCAGCUGAUCACGACCGACAUCAACAACUUCUGCACGGCCCUCGCGUCGCUGUACUCGAAUCUCGGCAAACCGGUGCUGGAUAUGAUCAUCUUCAACUACCAGCUGGGCAGGAGUAUUGGCGCUACGGGCAUGUGGGGACUUGCGAUCAAUUAUGCGAUCACGGCAACGAUUUUGAGGGCUGCUACCCCGGCUUUUGGGAAGUUGGCGGCUCAGCAGGCGCAGUUGGAGGGCGACUUCCGCACCGCCCACUCCCGCCUCAUCACCAACGCCGAAGAAAUCGCCUUCUACCACGGCGCGCACCUCGAGCAAUCCAUCCUCACCCGCAUCUACUACAAGCUGAUCCGGCACAUCAACCACAUCUACCGCAUCCGCAUCGCCUACAACAUGUUUGAGGACUUUAUCAUCAAGUACACGUGGUCCGCUGCUGGACUGUUGAUUGCCAGUAUUCCGGUGUUCUAUCCCGAGAUGGCGGGCGCCAGGUCGAAGAGGGAGGAGCUGAGGCUGGCGCAGUUGCAGAGUAGUGACGGCGCGUCGGCGUUGACGCAGCAUGAUCAUCGGACGAGGAGUCAUACGCAGGGGUUCAUCACCAACAAGAGGCUGAUGGUAUCCCUCGCCGACGCCGGCGGCCGCAUCAUGUACUCCUACAAAGAACUGAGCGAGCUCGCCGGCUACACCUUCCGCGUCUUCAACAUGCUCCGGGUCCUCGAAGACCUGCACGACGAAAAGUACGUGCACACCGGCGCGCCCAUCACCGGUGCCCCCGGCGAACCCGACCGCUAUUCCCUCGAACACAUCAAAGGCACCAUCACCUACGCCACCGAUGGCCUCACCCUCCAAAACGUCCCCGUUGCCACGCCCUCCGGCGAUACCGUCCUCGUCCGCGACCUCUCCUUUUCCCUCGGCCCAGGCGACCACCUCAUGAUCACCGGCCCCAACGGGUCGGGGAAGACCUCUAUCUUGCGUAUCAUCGCGGGGCUGUGGCCAUUAUUCGCGGGCAAGAUCCUCCGCCCGCCUGCGAAAUUGGACUCGAUCUUUUAUAUUCCGUCCCGCCCGUACCUGGCGAUUGGGAGCCUGAGGGAGCAGGUAAUUUACCCGCAUAGUGUGAAGCAGAUGAAGGCGGCCGGGAAGACGGAUGAGGAUUUGGCGGAGAUUUUGAGGAAGGUGUAUUUGGAUUAUAUUCCGGCCAGGGAGGGGGGGUGGGAUGCUGUUAAGGAGUGGAAGGAUGUGUUUUCCGGAGGUGAAAAACAACGCAUGCAACUAGCCCGCCUCUUCUACCACCACCCUUCAUACGCCAUCCUCGACGAAGCCACCUCGGCCGUCUCCACCGACGUCGAGAACCUCCUCUACACAACCGCCAAAGACCUUAACAUCACCCUCAUCACCAUCUCCCACCGGCCCUCGCUGUUCAAAUACCACCACCGGCUCCUGCGCGUCGGGGAGGGGAACGAUGGGUUGGAGUGGACGAUGGAGGAGUUGCGAAAAGAAGGGGGUGGCGGGGUGGCGUUGAGUGUGCAGAGCGAGAUUGGGAGGCUGGAGGGGGAGCUGGCGAGUGUGGAGGGGUGGAAGAGGAGGUUGGAGGUGGUCAAUCGGGAGCUGGGGAUUGGCGGGAAGCCCAAGGGGACCAAGGAGGAGGAGGGGGAGUUGAGGCAUGCGAAGAGGACGCUGAUUUAG
Messenger RNA from Fimicolochytrium jonesii, 2331 nucleotides. RefSeq names its product ABC transporter transmembrane region 2-domain-containing protein. The coding region runs from base 1 to 2331 and encodes 776 amino acids. Gene Ontology annotation, molecular function: ATP binding; ABC-type transporter activity; ATP hydrolysis activity. The record is from RefSeq and is a predicted model, not a curated record. NCBI's taxonomy places the organism in Eukaryota, Fungi, Chytridiomycota, Chytridiomycetes, Spizellomycetales, Powellomycetaceae. The transcript has 5 exons. Gene Ontology annotation, cellular component: peroxisomal membrane. Gene Ontology annotation, biological process: peroxisome organization; fatty acid beta-oxidation; very long-chain fatty acid catabolic process.